This is a messenger RNA of Linum tenue, 560 nucleotides long. NCBI's taxonomy places the organism in Eukaryota, Viridiplantae, Streptophyta, Magnoliopsida, Malpighiales, Linaceae. The record is from the annotation of a GenBank genome assembly.
CCCAACGCCAGUCAAUCAAAUCAAACACCCAAAAAUGACUAAGGAAACUUACGGAAUAGAAUACACUCUGUCGUCGUCGGCCGACGAUGUCUGGGGAGCCAUCUUCGCGGCGACGUCAAUCUAUCCCAAGUUCCUCCCGGACCUCUACGAGGAAAUCAGAUCCACCAGGCGCGACGGCUACAGCCAAGGCUCCAUCCGCGAGAUCACUUAUGGCCCAGAUUUCAAGCUGGUGACGACGGCGCGCGAGGAGCUGACGAAGGUAGAUCACGGCCAGAUGACGGUGUGGUGCACCGUCGUGAGCGGUGAGUUCGUGAGCAAACACUACCGGACGUUCAAGACCGUCACGGCGGUGAAGCCGCGGGAAGGUCAAGAGGCGGGGGAACCGGGGUGUGCUGUGACGUGGAGCUGUACCCACACCGGGGAAGCAGGCUCCAUGAGCAAGGAGGCCGUUAUCAAACUUGUGAAGAAGACCUUGGAUGGCUUGGAUUCCCAUCUCCAGAGGCUGAGGGAGUAAAGCCCUAAAGCUAAAGUAUCAUGAACUACUUUGUAAUUUUUUUUAU